GAUUAGAAAAAGAUUUCUUAACUAUUGGUAUAAUUGAUAUUAUAUUGAAACGAAAUGUUAUAUUAUCGAGAUAUUUUUUGCAAAAACUACAUAAGUCGUUUGAAAAAUAUGAUGAGAAGCAAAAUGGAUUUACCAAUAUUGAAGAGGUUUUAGUUGAUUAUAUUAUUACUAGUAUCUUUAUGUUAAAUUAUGGUAACUCUGGUAUAUUAAAUGAAAAUUAUCUUAUAAGGCAAGUAGAAAAAUAUGUAAAAGAAGAAUUCGAAUUAAAUUAUAGGGUUUUAGUAAAGUGUCUUGGUAUAUUUCAUGGUCUUGAACAGACUUCAAUAAACAUUAGCUCUCCAAAAAUAUAUCUACUAUCCUCAUCUUCAUUGUAUGAAUAUGAAGAAGAUAUCAAUGAAAGAAAAAAAAAAUCAAUUUUGGUGCGAAAAGCAAAGAAACAAAAACUAGAUAUAAUGAUAUACAAAACAUUAGCUGUUAAGACGUAUCCAAAUUAUUUGCAGAAGAAGACGUUUAAUGAAAAACUUUUAUUAUAUUCUGACAUUGAGGAACCCAAGUCUUGUGUAUGGGAAGAAUGCAAAUUCUUGAAAAGGGUUGUCAGAUUAGGAUUAUUACUCAAAAGAUGUCUUGACAAAGUUCCAGCAAAUAUCAUCGAUUUGUCAUUUAGAUCAAGAAAAGAUCUGAAAUAUACUAUUCCUAUAUAUGCACAAAACUUUUCAAGAAAAGAUUGGAAUCAUUUCUAUUUAAGACCAAGAGAAAGAAUAAUAUCUGGCUAUCAGAAAAGAUCAAUUGCGACUGCAAAUUUAUGUAUCAUAGAAAGACAAAUAAAUGAUACCUCUCCUGGAUGUAAGAAUGAUGUACAAAGGUUGGUAAGGUUGGGAUAUCAUGCUAACAAGCUAAGCUCAGUAAGAGACAAGUUGAACAAUUCUAAGAGAAAUAAGAAAAAGGCCAAGAGAAUAGACAAGGCUAAUUACAAUAUGAUUAUGAUCCCAGAAUUUGAUGUUAAGAAUAUGAUAAAGAAAGAAAAGAGAAAGAUCAAGUUCGAUGUCAUGAGAAGCAUGUUGCCUGGUCACACAGAUUAUUUAGACAGCAGCUGA
Molecule: messenger RNA, 1094 nt
Organism: Scutellospora calospora
Lineage: Eukaryota; Fungi; Glomeromycota; Glomeromycetes; Diversisporales; Gigasporaceae
Source: the annotation of a GenBank genome assembly